Messenger RNA from Protopolystoma xenopodis, 1110 nucleotides. The record is from the annotation of a GenBank genome assembly. Lineage: Eukaryota; Metazoa; Platyhelminthes; Monogenea; Polystomatidea; Polystomatidae.
AUGGAAGGAGCCACGCAAUGUUCUGAUGGUCCGAGUCAGUUUCGUCAGCUGCUGGUCAAACUGAUCGGAUUAUGCCUCAGCAACCAGGUUUUCUGGCUGCAUCGGAAAUAUUUCGUUCAAACUGGCACCGCACAAACUGGGCAGAAGUUGGUCAACUUGUUCUGUCGUCAACGAAAUGACGCCCCUCUCUGCCGGUGUCUGUCGCAUGACAACGUAACGCGGAACCACGAGACCUCGGGGCAAGGAGAGACGUCGAGCCCAGUUGGUGUUGGUACAAUUCUGCAGUCUCCACUCCACGACAGUCGCCUUCCGGAUUCUCGUCAAGUCAUUUCACAACCCCCCCACCUCUUCCGCGAAACGGUACAGUCACUAUUCAGACGACGUAGCAUUCGAGCAAUAGAAUCUCUUGACAACCGACAUUUUGGAUGGAAUGAUCUUGUUCGAAAGGCUCAUUUUCCACUUUUCACACAAAAACGUGGACUAUUUCGCCGUCGCCAUGGACACCGAUCGAGAGGACAAACGUGCAGGUCUGUUGUGGUGUCGUCGCCUCGACAGUUCCAGCCUCGUCGGGCCGUGAGAGGUGAUGAAGAGGAGACGGAAAGUGGCCACUUAACCUCGCCUCGUGAACACUUCCUCUUCUGCUUCGUCCAUCGGAGUUGUCCACUUUGUGGACGGCACGGAGUGGUUGGCCGUUUCUCUUUGUCCGGCCGCCCGAGGCAGCCAGCAACUGCGUCGAGCCUGACGCUGGCGUCUUGGUUGGCUCUUGCUGGCCGGACAGCCACGACAAGCACACAAAAACGACUUGCACUUCCGACGACGCACACACUUUACUUCACUUUUCAUUCGCCUCCGGCACAAAGAGAGAGAGAGAGAGUUUCAAAUGAAAGUGUCCAUAAAGUUGGUAGAUAUAAAAAGUUAAUCGAACGUAUGAAGACCAAAAUGGUGUGUGGCCUUUUGUGUGUUUGCAGUCUCCUGUCGUUGUAUGCAAGUUGUUUGACCUUGUUUUUGCAACAUGCUCUGCGCCUCGAAUUAGUCUCCAAGAGGCAGGGGGAGAGGCGCGAAUACCGCCUCGAGUGGUACAGAUGUGGUGGCAGGAGUCGAGUGAAAUAG